UUCUAAACAUAAAACUUCAACGAGAAUGAGAACACAAGCAGCAACAGCCUUGUACACACUUCUAGUUCUAGCCUGCCUAGGAAGCACAUUAUGUGGCGUCAUAACGGAAAUUGGCAAACCGCCUCAGCAGGCUGACAACGCUGUCAAUGAUUUGGGUAGCAAAAUACCCAAGGUCGCAAAUAUAGAACCCUCCCCCAAUAGCGUUAAUACUGUUAAAGAUACCGCCGAAGAAGUCGGUGGUACAAUACCCGAUCUAAAUCCUAUUGAGAACAUCAUCAGUCCAAUUCCGGAAUUGGAUUUCUUUCAUUGGUUAAUUUCCAUGCUCAGCAAAUCGGUGUCAUCAGUAAACCCCAACCACUCUGAAGAGCACGAGGAAGAUGAAGUGUCAGCUACAGAGGAGCCGGCCGAUAAUUCCUCUGAAAUACCAAGUGAUUCCGACGCCGAUGAGCAGGCAUCAGAGGAAGAGGACUAUAAUUCCUCAGAAAUACCAAGUGAUUCCGACAAAGAGGACGAUAAUUCCUCAGAAAUACCAAGUGAUUCCGACGCCGAUGAGCAAGCAUCAGAGAAAGAGGACGAUAAUUCCUCAGAAAUACAAAGUGAUUCCGGCGACGAUGAGUCAAAUCAGACGCAAUGA
This is a messenger RNA of Bactrocera latifrons, 634 nucleotides long. Its product is annotated as clumping factor B-like. The coding region runs from base 26 to 634 and encodes 202 amino acids. The record is from RefSeq and is a predicted model, not a curated record. The transcript has 3 exons. NCBI's taxonomy places the organism in Eukaryota, Metazoa, Arthropoda, Insecta, Diptera, Tephritidae.